UAAAGCAAAUUUAUUGGGUAUAUAUAAGAGAGAUACACGACAAAGGCAAUAGAGAACCCUAAUUUUAUCAAUUGCGAAGGAGGAUGAGCGGUCUUGCGGAGGAUAUACUGACGGUCGGUCUUGGGGAGAAAUUGGUUGGGGAGGAGAUACUGCCGAGGGUUCCGAUAACAUCACUGAAGGCGGUUCGAUCUACUUGCAAAAAGUGGGACGCUCUAACGAAAAGGUGUGUUUUGGGUAAAGAAGCACCAGAGCAGCAGCAUCAGUUCCUGGGGUUCGCGACGAUAAAUGACAAGUUAUGCUCUCUGAGGUUCCAUCUCGGCGGCGAAGAAGAAAGAGAUGAUUUUGUAUCGGUAAAGCAGGUAGAUUUGUUUAAACAUUUGGAGAUAUCAAAAGUAUACCACUGCGACGGGUUGGUGCUAUGUAUCCCUAAGGAUAAGGAUAACUCCUCCAACAAGCUGCUUUUGUGGAACCCUUAUCUGUCUCAAACAAGGUGGAUCGGGCCGAGGGAAAAUUUCAGCCUAAGAGACAGGUAUGCGAUCGGAUACGAUGACUCCCACAACCACAAAAUCCUGAGGUUUGUCGAUAGUGCCAGAGGUCUUAUUGGACUGGGACGCGAGGUGGGGUUCGAAAUCUAUGACAUCAGCAGGUCUAGUUCUAAUUCUAAUUCUAGUUCUAGUUCUAGUUCAUGGAGGGUCCUCGAGGUGACACCUGAGUGGUCGAUAGAUAUGCAUCAGCGAGGCGUGACUGUCAAGGGAAACACCUACUUUUAUGCUCAUCAGAGAUUUGCGGAUAUGCGACAUGACUAUCUUGCUUGGGCUGAAGAUUUCUUACUAUGUUUUGAUUUUACCAAUGAGAGGUUUGGACCACCCCUGCCUCUUCCUUUUCACUCUACCGACUCUGGCAUUGGUGACUGUGUCACCCUCUCAAGCUUCGCUAGACAUCAUGUUCAUGAAGAUGACCAGCUUGCGGUCCUGUUUGGUGGUCUUGAAACUGACUUUUUUGAGAUUUGGGUUACCCUUACUGCUGUUGAGCCCAACCAUGUGUCCUGGAUCAAGUUUUUGCGAGUGGAUAUUUCUUUUAACCUCAACUCGCAUUUUGGUGGGAGCUUCUUUGUUAAUGAGGAAAACAAAGUUGCUGUCUUGUUUGAAUCCAAUAUUUUGCACACGGCUUAUGUGUUUGGACAAGACGGCUACUUCAAUUACGUGAAGCUCGGAAAAGCUCUCGUACUCGAACACCGUUCCCCCAUUACCAACCGCCUCUAUAAAGCUGCUCAUCCCCCACUUGUUUCCUCUUCCUCUUAUCGUCCAAGCUUAGUGCAACUCACGCAGCAGCAGCAGCAGCAUUCGCGCAAAAGGAAACGGGAAACAACGCCAACCUGCUCAGAGAUCUAAAGUGUUGAAUUGAGGAUGAUGUUACUCUGACCAAGUUUGAGAUAUGGAAACUCUUUACUUUUGUUUUAUCUUGGUUGUGAUUGAGGAUGAUGUUACUCUGGCCAAGUUUGAGAUGUGGAAACUCUUUACUUUUGUUUUAUCUUGGUUGUGAUCGCACUCUCUCUUUUAUCCUCUGUCUCAGACUGUUCGUUUUCAGACUUUCUUGUUUCUAAGACUAUUAUUCUAUGCUCUUAUGUUUUGUUUUGUUUUUUGACAUUACCCCCUAUUGUUUUUAUCGUCUAUCUUUGUGUUUAUGCUUGUCUUUUGUUUUCAUUGCCAUAUCCUAAAUCCUGCAAUGUACUGACCAAUCUUAUUUACAAAUUUAACUGGG
This is a messenger RNA of Eruca vesicaria subsp. sativa (arugula), 1761 nucleotides long. The record is from the annotation of a GenBank genome assembly. Lineage: Eukaryota; Viridiplantae; Streptophyta; Magnoliopsida; Brassicales; Brassicaceae.